UGAUUGAACAUAUAAACAAUUGGUUAGUUUUCUUCAUUGUAAAAAUAUGUUUCAUUGUCACCGGGAGUGUGUAUAAAAAAGAUUUCUUUUCUAAAUAUUUUGACGAAUAAAACUCCAAAGUUGAGGGACAAAUAGGCGAAUCUUUAGUUGACAUUAGUAUGUUACUCAGGACUUGAUUGCUUUCUUGAAGACAGUUGAGCAUUUACGUUGCAUCUAUUUGCCGCACAGAUUUUAUUAGGGCACUUGGUUUGGUUAAUGUUAACGCCAAUUGGUUAAUGUUAGUUGGUUGCUGUAAAAUGUAUUGAAGUUGAAAGGUUUUGAGAGAAGUUCGCUUUUUUAUCGCUUGCCAACCAAACGAGAUAAGUCAAGAAGAAGAAAAAACAAUAUUUAAAAAGUAAUCAACGAUCUACAGAAUACUCUACCGUUGUUUAAAUGGAGGGAUUAAGCUUUCAACUAAAGAACAAAACUUUUAAUAGUUUUCUACCCAACGAUGGAGUGCGUGAUUGGGAUGUUGACAUUUACGGAAUGCAAAAGAAACUGAACGAUUCAUAUGGCUACGGGACAUACACUCAAGUGAAAUCACCAAGAUUGGUAGAUAAAAAUAGAAAUGAUGACAUUCAACCGUUUUCUGGUAGCUGUGAUGUCUCCAGUCACGAAGCAUUGAAAUCUAAUCGUGGAAAAGAAAAUAAUUUGUGUAACGAGGAAGAAAAUUUUGCAAACAAACGAGAAAGAAAAACCAGUGUUACUAUAAACGGUAAUCUUGUAAACUUUCCUGUGCAAACAUCUCUUUACGACGAUCUUUCAUCUCAUGCCAAGAUUGUGGAUAUAGACAUCGGAGAAAGUAAACAAACGGAGGAGUGCGCGAGAAAAACGCGGGAAAGUAUCAUUACAUUUGAUGAUCUCGUAGAACGCAUGAACACCUUUGAGGUCGAGUUGGCAAGUAUAGGAAAUAUUUGUGAAAACGAAAACAGCAAAAGUGGUUACAACAAUCAACAGGUCAUUGACAAAGAAAACAUUACACUGGAGAAUGAGUUGAUUACCAGUGCAGUUGUGUCAGAAAAUAAAAAAAGCCACGAAACAACAUUCACUCCACAUCUUGACGCUGUGCAAAAUCAUUCUGUUAACACUAGUUCGGACGAUCAACAAGAAAAGAUAAGUUUAGGGGAGAAAUACAUAAGACGGCGAUCAUUAAGCGAGGGAAACAAAUUUGUCGCUAGUGGAAGCUAUUUUGUUUGUUUGCAAAGAAGAAAACCUUAUGUUAGCUUUAGUCGAAGUGUUGACGACAUUUUGAGCAAUAACCUUUAUAGCAGGGAAAACGACGAGAACGAAGAAAAAGAAAGUGAAGAGAGUGAUUUAAGCUCUCAAGAAGAAGAAGAAGGAGAAGAAGAAGAAUAUAGUCAGGAAGAAGAGAAGAUUUUAAUCAAUAAAGCGAAGCGACAACGUCGAUCGUUUAUUGGAAAGAGUAUUAGCGUAGAUCUGUUACCCGAUCAGGAUAGUUAUUUAUCUGGUAAAAACAGAAGAAAUGGCAUAAAUUUGGAUUCGAAUAGCGAAGACGACGAUUUUUUAACAGAUCUGUUAGAAUUUAAGAAAAACUACAAACGUCAAAAAAAAUCUCCCGGGUUAAGAUUUGCAAGAUCUGUGGAAAACUUGUUGAAAAUCGAUAAACCUUCCAAUCCUAUACGAAACCGCUCAAAUACGGAUACGAAAGAGACCAAAGGUCUUGGUAAAAAACGAGUCACAUUUUUAAAAAGAAAAUUAUUUCACAAAACAGGAAAAAGCAUGGACGACUUGCGCGAAACAUCGCUCUUAGAUGAUGACGAUGAUUAUUACUACAACAGUCACAAACAACCAAGCAUUUCCCUGAUAGAAGAUUCUGUGCAAAAAGUAGCCGGGAUAAUCGAGAUGUAUGUGGAUAAGCAAGGCGAUGUAAUAAGGAAAAUUGAAAUCCGAAAGGUUCCUGGACAAAGUCUCGGAUUCUUCAUACGUUUUGGGGAUGGGAUUGAGCGAAAAGAUGGUAUUUUUAUUUCUCGUGUUACACUGGGAAGUUUUGUGGAUGUAAACAAUUUGCUGCACGCAGGCGAUGAGAUCAUUUAUAUAAAUAAAGUAGAUGUCACUGGUCACACUCUCGAAGAAGUAGCAUCUAUGAUGCAGAAGUCAGAUUCCUUAGUCAUCAAGACGAGAUCUGCCUUACCAUUACCAUUGAACGCACAGCCUCUUCUAAAAACAUACGACAUUUAUAACGACUACGUCGACGAAAACGAAACGAGAGAUUCCGAACUUCUCCGAACUAAAAGCGACCCUGCUGAUAUACAAUAUCGUGUUGAUUCGAUAAAACGAGACCGUUCACGGACUACUACGAAUCCGAAUGAUGCAAUAAUGAGACCAACUUUGACAAGGGCUAAACACAUGAGUCAAAAUGACAUGUUGUCAAAUCGCAACCUUAGGGCUGUUUUAAAAAGCCCGACAUUUCAACGUAAGUUGCCGUCCAUACCAUCUGGUAAGAUAGCAGAUAUGACGGACGACAGUUUCAACGUGAAAAGUUUAUCUCGUGCUCAAAAGUAUCUACAAAAACCAGCUAGCCCUGAGCAAGAUUUAAAUAACAAUCUCUCAAAGUCCCCUAGGUCGGGCUUUAUCAAAUCUCCGAAGUUUUUCAGGAAAGCCGACAACAAAAAGAAUGAAAAUACCGGCAGUUUGCUGUCGAUUCCGUCAAACGAUAGCUUAUCGUCGACGUCGGACAGCGAAGAGUCUAAAUCACCAACUUCAAUUUUAAAAACUCAAGUAUACACAAGCGAUAGCACGUCAAGAAACGCCAAAUUCACAAAAGGAUUCAGUGGGAAGUUAUCAGUACAUGUUAUGAAAAUGUUUGGACGAUUAUCAGCCCUCGACGGAGAAUGUUAUUGCACUAUCGAAGUCGAUGACGAGUAUAAAGCGACGACACAACCUAAGAAACUUAAAGAUGUUAUUGAAUUUGACGAGAAUUUCGAUAUAGAUAUACGCAGCUCUUGUGUUUUAAUGUUUUACAUAUUUCAUAAACUUCCAAGAAAACAACAUAAGUUAUUAAGUCAAUCGUGCAUCCAUCUUGAAAAAUUAUUGGACGGACAAAAGAAAACGCAACUACUGUUAUCAACGACCAAUCAUGUGCAACUUCGUUUAUGCAUCGAAUUCACAGAAGCCAGAAGCUAUUUACAGCGUUCUCCGUCUUCACGCAGUAGUGGUGUCUUUGGGUUCAACCUAUCACGAACUUUAGUGCAAGAAGAAAACACGGUGCCAAUAAUUGUGCGAAAAUGCGUGGAGGAGAUUGAGAAAAGGGGUCUGGAUUUAGUAGGGAUAUAUCGAAUUAGUGGAAAUGCUCGUAAGAAGAAGAUAUUGCGUUCACAGUUCGAAGAAAACAGCUUGAACACUGAUGUAAGUGAUGAUGAUAUAGAUUGUCACGUGAUCGCUGGAAUUUUGAAAGAUUAUUUGAGAGAACUACCAAACCCUCUGAUUUCACAAGAAACGUAUUUAAACAUAUACAACAAAUCGCUAGAGGUUCAAAACAAUACGGAGGCAAAAUCACGUGAUACGGUAUUGGCCGAACUUAUGAAGAAGUUACCGCAUACGAACCGAGCGACUCUGAUAUAUAUCAUGGAGCAUCUACAGAGGGUGGCGCAGAAGAGUGAUGAAAAUAAGAUGGAUUUCAAAAAUCUAGCUGUGUGCUUCGGUCCUACCAUGAUGUGUCCACCAAUCACAAAAGCCUCGUCUUCGGCCGACAUGUUCGAUUUUAAAAAGCAAAUUCAGGCGCUUGAGUUUCUGCUGUCCAUUUGGCCAAAGAAUACAGAACAAAAUAGAGUAUGAACUUAAAAUAUUUCCAACGUUAUGCUAAUUUUUUUGGGGCACAUUUGAACAAAAAAUUAGAAAAGAGUAUCUAGUCCUUUGUUCAGGGAGUUUAAGUGGAAAAAAUUUUUUGUAAUUGCGUUUCAUUUUUAAAACUAGCUUCUCGUAGUCGUGUAACUAGCAACGAAAAAAAGUUGUAAAAAGUAAAAAAACAACGAAUAAUUCAAUAUGCUGUUGUUCAAAAUUUGUAAAAGAUAUUUUAUUGAUAAUGACUUCUUACAAGUCAACGUUUUUAUAUAUCUGUGUAGUAAAAAAUUAUUUAUUUGAAAAAACUCGUUACAUAUUUAUCUUUUUCAAGGUA
Hydractinia symbiolongicarpus is the source of this 4174-nucleotide messenger RNA. RefSeq lists its product as uncharacterized. The record is from RefSeq and is a predicted model, not a curated record. Gene Ontology annotation, biological process: signal transduction. Lineage: Eukaryota; Metazoa; Cnidaria; Hydrozoa; Anthoathecata; Hydractiniidae. Bases 433 to 3834 code for a protein of 1133 amino acids. Gene Ontology annotation, molecular function: protein binding. The transcript has 3 exons.